UAGUGCCUAUAGUGGCCGCGUUCCGCGUCUCGUGAUAUCUCGCAACGCGCGCGACUUGUAAGCUUGUAAUUUUAAUAGCUUCGCACCCUUCUCUGGGUCGGUUUCGUGGUGUUUAGGUGUGCAAAGCAUGUUCUAUUCUUGAGUAUGGACGCCUGCGGAACAUCUCGAAGCAAUCGGCCGAGUCUCAUGGAAGGGGUUGGAGGUCGUGUCAUGCGAGGUCCCGACUGGAAAUGGGGAAAACAAGACGGCGGUGAGGGCCAUUUAGGAACUGUGCGCAACUUCGAAUCUUCCGAGGAGGUUGUUGUCGUAUGGGAUAACGGCACGGCAGCUAACUACCGCUGUUCUGGAACCUAUGACCUGAGGGUUGUCGACAGUGCUCCCACAGGCAUAAAACACGAGGGCACUAUGUGCGACGUGUGUAGACAGCAGCCCAUCUUUGGAAUCCGUUGGAAAUGCGCCGAAUGUUCAAACUACGAUCUAUGUUCCAUCUGCUACCACGGUGACAAGCAUCAACUGAGGCACCGCUUCUUCCGGAUUACGGUUCCAGGCACCGAACGGUUUCUACUAGAACCUCGUCGCAAAAGCAAGAAACUUGGUGUGCGUGGGAUCUUCCCUGGUGCAAGAGUAGUACGUGGCGUAGACUGGCAAUGGGAAGAUCAAGAUGGUGGAAAUGGGAGACGAGGAAAAGUGACUGAAAUUCAAGAUUGGAGUGCAGCAAGCCCACGUAGUGCAGCCUAUGUAAUUUGGGACAAUGGGGCAAAGAAUCUCUAUCGUGUUGGUUUUGAAGGAAUGGCAGACUUGAAGGUCGUCAACGAUGCCAAGGGUGGCACCGUGUACAGAGACCACCUCCCAUUGUUAGGUGAAUAUGGUCAUGGAAAGUCUGGCAUCAACGGUUUCCAGAUUGGAGAUCAGGUUAAUGUUGAUCUAGACUUGGAGAUAGUGCAGAGUCUGCAACACGGACACGGUGGCUGGACUGAUGGAAUGUUUGAGUGCCUCGGAACUACUGGCACGGUCAUAGGUGUUGAUGAAGAUCACGACAUUGUUGUAUCAUACCCCAGUGCAAACAGGUGGACAUUCAACCCAGCUGUUCUUACCAGAGUGAAUGCGGACUCAGCAGGAACCACGCAGCUAUUUUCUGUUGGAGAUUUGGUCCAGAUCUGCAGUGACUUGGAAAGGAUCAAAAUCCUUCAGAGGGGCCAUGGAGAAUGGGCGGAAGCCAUGACUCCCACCCUUGGAAAAAUUGGCCGUGUUCAGCAGAUCUAUCAUGACAAUGACUUGAAAGUUGAAGUAUGUGGGACGCUGUGGACCUACAAUCCUGUUGCUGUCACCAAAGUAGCUUCAGAUGGAGCUGUGGCUGGUGCAUCGAGUGGAGAGCGCUUGAGCGCUUUGCUGAAGAAACUGUUUGAGAACCACGUCUCUGGAGACAUCAGCGAGGAACUGGUGAAAGCAGCUGCCAAUGGUGAUGCCCAGAAAUGUGAGGAGAUCCUCAAACGGCCUGACGCUGAUGUAAAUGGUGUGUUUGCAAGUCACACUGCCCUUCAAGCUGCUAGCCAGAAUGGCCACAUUGAAGUGAUCAAGAUCUUGUUGCGACAUAAAGCUGAUGUGGAGAUUGAGGACAAAGAUGGGGAUCGUGCAGUCCAUCACACAGCAUUUGGUGACGAGCCUGGUGUUAUGGACCUACUAGCUCAUGCAGGAGCAGACCUCAACGCUCGUAACAAGAGACGCCAAACGCCUUUGCACAUCGCCGUAAACAAGGGUCAUGUUGGAGUGGUGAAAACUCUCCUGGAUUUGACAGCACAUCCCAGCUUGCAGGAUUGUGAAGGGGACACACCUUUGCAUGAUGCCAUCAGCAAAAAGAGGGAUGACAUGUUAACCAUUCUGCUGGACCAUGGUGCUGACAUCAUCCUCACCAACAACAAUGGAUUCAAUGCUCUUCAUCAUGCAGCACUGCGUGGGAACCCAAGUGCUAUGAGAACCUUGCUCUCUAAACUUCCGAGGCCCUGGAUUGUGGAUGAGAAGAAAGAUGAUGGUUACACCGCACUCCAUUUGGCCGCUCUCAACAACCAUGUUGAAGUUGCAGAACUUCUCGUUCAUCAGGGGCAUGCCAACACGGAUUUGCAGAAUGUCAAUCUCCAGACACCUCUGCACCUGGCAGUAGAGAGGCAACAUGCACAGAUUGUCAGGCACCUGGUUCGGGAAGGGUGUAACCUGAACAUCCCGGAUAAAGACGGCGAUACUCCGCUUCACGAGGCCUUGCGUCACCACACACUUUCACAGCUGCGUCACCUGCAGGACAUGCAAGAUGUUGCUAAAGUCGGCAGAGGAUCCAGCAGUGGGAAUCUGGAACUGUUGAUGGGUCUGGGAAGUCAGGGUGCAGACAAGAAGUCAAGCGCUUCCAUUGCCUGCUUCCUAGUGUCCAACGGGGCAGAGCUGUACAUUAAGAACAAAAAGGGACAGGCUCCCUUGGACCUCUGUCCUGAUCCCAACCUCUGCAAAGCACUUGUCAAGUGCUACAAGGAGAAGUCACCCCAGUUGCUAACACCAUCGACAAGCCCGCAGCCAGGAGAUGCAUUUGAAGACUGCAUCGUGUGCUCAGAUAUGAAACGAGAUACCCUGUUUGGGCCCUGUGGCCAUGUGGCCACCUGUUCCCUGUGUUCACCCCGCGUCAAGAAGUGCCUUAUGUGUAAAGAGCCUGUACAAUCACGAACGAAGAUUGAAGAGUGUGUUGUGUGCUCCGACAAAAAAGCAUCUGUCCUUUUCAAACCAUGUGGUCACAUGUGCGCCUGUGACGGUUGUGCUGCCCUCAUGAAGAAAUGUGUCCAGUGUCGAGCUCAGAUUGACAAGAUGAUGCCAUUCAUUGCCUGCUGUGGAGGCACAGCACCUGCAGACCCGGAUAAGGCAAGGACUCAAAUCGUCCGCGCACCAUUGUCCAAGUCGGAUAUCUCCCUAAACUUGUCUAAAUUUCCAACAGAGAAGAACGAGAAUUCACCAUCAACAUCUCUCUUGUCAUCUCUUCCUGGUCAUGUCAUGAACAAUGGAGCACGGGACAACACCCACAAUGACUUGCAGAAGUUGCAGCAGCAGUUGCAAGACAUAAAGGAGCAGACCAUGUGUCCAGUGUGCCUGGAUCGUCUGAAGAACAUGAUCUUCCUGUGCGGUCACGGAACUUGCCAAAUGUGUGGGGAUCGUAUGUCCGAGUGCCCCAUAUGCCGCAAAUCUGUGGAAAAGCGGAUCCUACUAUAUUGACAGAUACCUAUAUUGACUUUACCCAGUUACGACAAUUAUAGAAUGGUCAGUGAGCAGAAAACCCAAGCAGGCUAGUGUGGAUUCUGCAUGAGUUUCCUUGAAGGUUUACGCAGGGAAGAACACAGGCAGGCUCUUGUUCUUCCUACACUGUAUCUCUAUAUUUCAAGUAUCCCUAUCUCUACUGAUGUAGAAUGCUCCACAAGCGUGCUAUUUCAGGGAACAAGUAGUUAGAAUUGAAAUUAGCUCGAGCCCCAUUAUCAUUUUUUUGAUGCCGUAGGCUCUUUUACGGCUGAAUGAAGAAUGAAAUGCAGGCUGUGUUUCACAAACCACAGGGAACUGAAGGAUUAUGGUAUUUGGCAGUUUUAUUGCAAUGAAAAUAGCCACAUUUCAGAUGUUGCUCUAUUGGAGGAAUAGGUUAUAUGCAACUCAUACCAGUAUCGGACACAUCCGAAAGUGGGAAAUCCAGCAUUUUCGUACAGAUAGAUUGUAAUCACUAUGGCAUACAGGUAUUGAAACUCUUUCGUACCUGUACUUUUUUAGAGUGAAUCAGAAGAUUUCACAGUGCUCAUUCAUGUGUCAUUUGUAGAGGCGAGUAAGUAAACUCCUACCUGGCCUCCGCACCGUGCCUGCAGAUGUGCCAUCAGCGACAGGUAUGGAUUUUCUAUCUGCAUAAAGGUGCGGGUAUGUAACAGGACACAUGGUCACCUAAAACAAUAACCUUGAGCUGCCCUAUUUCUGCUGUGCUGUGACAAGUAAAAUUUUUGCUACCUGUGUGCGUUCAAAUUGAGAUUAGUUUUCCUUAUGUAAUAUAUAUCGGUUUGCUUUUCAUCUGUACGCCGUUCACUUUGUAAACUGCGAUUUGGUGUGCUUCAUAUGUGUAUAGCAUGUUCUUUAACUUUUGUAUCAGUACUGUUGUCCAUAGGAGACUUUCUGCAUUAUAUUCAUGAGCAUUAUCUCCAAUGCGUAACAUAACGACUAUACAGGUGGCUAAUCAGUUAUGCAACUUUGCCGACUGAUGUGAAAAGGAUAUGCAGUGAUGAUCUUGUAUAUUAUAUAAUAAUAAUAAUAAAUAUUAUAUAUUAAUCUUAAUAUUGUUAAGCAGAAAGAUUAGACAGGUGUAGCCAAUGGAGCAGUUUUUAAUGACGGCCAUAAAGGAUGGAAGCUGAGACCAGAAUAAAUUGGGCGCGGUCUCGCGCGAUGGUCAGAGUGAUGGGGAUGAUUGCGAUCCGUGAUCUUCCUCACAAUAUAUAAUAUUAAUAAAUAUUAUUAUUAUAUAAUAA
Molecule: messenger RNA, 4526 nt
Organism: Ornithodoros turicata
Lineage: Eukaryota; Metazoa; Arthropoda; Arachnida; Ixodida; Argasidae
Gene: mib1
Product: E3 ubiquitin-protein ligase MIB1-like
Exons: 22
Coding region: 145-3246 (1033 amino acids)
Biological process (GO): Notch signaling pathway; protein ubiquitination; endocytosis
Cellular component (GO): cytoplasm
Molecular function (GO): protein binding; ubiquitin-protein transferase activity; zinc ion binding
Source: RefSeq, a predicted model, not a curated record